Messenger RNA from Suricata suricatta (meerkat), 687 nucleotides. RefSeq names its product olfactory receptor 4C46-like. The record is from RefSeq and is a predicted model, not a curated record. Gene Ontology annotation, cellular component: membrane. Gene Ontology annotation, molecular function: olfactory receptor activity; G protein-coupled receptor activity. Bases 43 to 687 code for a protein of 214 amino acids. Lineage: Eukaryota; Metazoa; Chordata; Mammalia; Carnivora; Herpestidae. Gene Ontology annotation, biological process: G protein-coupled receptor signaling pathway. The transcript is spliced from 2 exons.
ACUUUAAGUUUUGUGAAACAAAUAUUGCCCUAUAAUAACUGUAUGACCCAAAUCUUUGGGGAACAUUUCUUUGGAGGUGCUGAUGUCAUCCUGCUUACUGUGAUGGCCUAUGACCGCUAUGUGGCCAUCUGCAAGCCCCUGCACUACACGACCAUCAUGAGUCGGCGGGUGUGUGGCCUGCUAAUGGGAGUGGUGUGGGUGGGAGGCUUUCUUCAUGCAAUCAUACAGAUCCUCUUUAUCAUCCGAUUACCCUUCUGUGGCUCUAACGUCAUAGACCACUUUAUGUGUGAUCUGAACCCUUUGCUCAAUCUGGCCUGCACUGAUACCCAUACUCUAGGGCUCUUCGUUGCUGCCAACAGUGGUUUCAUCUGUCUGUUAAACUUCCUUCUCUUGAUGGUCUCCUAUGUGGUCAUUCUGCGCUCCCUAAGGUACCACAGCUUGGAGGCAAGGUGGAAAGCCCUCUCCACCUGUGUCUCCCACAUCACGGUGGUCGUCUUAUUCUUUAUACCCUGCAUAUUUGUGUACAUGAGACCCGCAGCUACUUUACCUAUUGAUAAAGCAGUGGCAGUGUUCUACACUACGAUAACUCCUAUGUUAAAUCCCUUAAUCUAUACCCUAAGAAACGACCAGAUGAAAAAUGCCAUUAAGAAAUUGUGUAGAAGGAAAGCUAUUUCAGGGGAUAAAUAA